ACUCACAAGGUUUCUAAAAGAGAGAAGAAAGGGAGAAUUCAGCUAUUAAUAAUCACUGGACUAUUCAAUGCUUGUUUUUUGCUUUUCAGUUUUGGAAGAAAAUAUGGCUCUGGUCAUGCUCAUGGAUUGCAUUUAUGGAUAAUUAGGACAAAUCCCUGGCUUUUCACCUCCUAUUUUUACAACACUUUGCAAUAUCAUGAGGACAGAGCUAUUUUUCUGAAUGCGUGUCAGCAACGUGGGAACGGAUAAGCUGAUAUUUGGAAGAGGGACCACUCUCAUAGUUGAACCAAGACAUCAAAAUAAUUCUGUCCCAGACUUAAUGGUGAUGAAAUCAAAGAAACCAAGUGGCAUUGAGAAAGCAGCCUGUUUGGCGAGGAAUUUCUAUACAAAGAACAUCAGCUUGGAGAUGUCCUCUGAGGCAGUCGUGUAUGAACCGAGUACACCGUUUCUGACAUCAGACGGGUCAUAUGAUGCCAUCAAGGUAGUCAACGUGACAAAGGGCGCAGAGGUAUCCUGCAAGGCCAGACUCAAUGGUGACCUCGUUACAGCUGACCAAACCGAGUCAGAAAAUGAGGCUGAAGAACCUGAAAUAGAGAAAGUCUGCAACACCACUGACACCUCUGAAGCAGCAGAUACCAAAGUGGAGAAGGCAAACAUGUUGUCCAUGGCUGUGUUGGGUUUAAGGGUCCUGCUGGCAAAAAGCAUCGCCUUUAACACCCUCAUGAGUGUCAAGCUGUUUCUUUUCUGAGAGAGCGGGAAAGCGAGGCAACAGCGAACUGAGAGCAGCAGGAGAGAGCGUGAGCCAGCAGCAAGAGGUGUCAAACAGCCAGCAUCAAAUCUUCUGACAACAACCAGAAGGCAACACAGCACCUUCCCCUUCAGGCUUUUUAUCCUUUUGAAUCCUGCCUGGUUGGUUUAUUUAGUUUUAAGAGUUGCAACUGCUUUCGCUCUUUCCUUUUUUUCUGUGAAUGGAGGACACUAUAAUUUCCUUAUUCCCCUGCUGAGUAGAAAUUGGUGUUCCCACUCUUCCCCUUUUUGCAUAGAAGCAUCCAACCUGCUCCAAUGGUUUGAAAAACUCCAGUCCUCAUCAUCAAUAUAAGACCAUUUUAAACCUCCUUUUACAAGCACAUUGCAUGAUGUAUUACUGCUGAGACAAUUCAGGCACAUCUGAUUAUAUUUAGAGCUUUAAUGUUAUUUAGAUAGCUUUAAACCAAAUAAUUUUGUGGUGUAGAGGAGAUCUGUGUUGGAGUUGGAGUCAUUCAGUUCAACCAGGUAAUGUUCAGGCAUAGAGGCAUUCAUUUAUGAAACCUGUAUUUCUUCUGUAUGGCCCCUGCAUUUUAGGUUGUUGUAGUAGUGACCAUAAUAAAAUUUGCUAAGAUGAAA
This is a messenger RNA of Cuculus canorus (common cuckoo), 1383 nucleotides long. RefSeq names its product T cell receptor delta constant. The transcript is spliced from 5 exons. The record is from RefSeq and is a predicted model, not a curated record. NCBI's taxonomy places the organism in Eukaryota, Metazoa, Chordata, Aves, Cuculiformes, Cuculidae.